CGAAGCGGGCACUGAUUGGCCGCGGCACUUGUACAGCUCCCCUCGCGCCGCCGCCUCUGUCAUGGUGCUGGGCUACCGGCUGCUCGGCCGCCGGAGUCUAGCCGUGCUGGGAGCCGCCUGCGCUCGCCACGGCCUGGGAUUUUAACUUUCGCUGACCGCGGCGGGCAGGCCGGUUGGGGUCGAGAAAGGCUGCACAGCAGUUGGGUCAGACUUUGACAGGGCUGAAGACAGAGUGGGGUGACUUGUCAGCGGGGGUUGCUGGCGGAUUUGUGGUAGGUCCAGCGCUGCUGGGAAGCCUUCUCCAUCACACAGAUUUGAGGAAGAGCUUGACCGUGGAACAGGGCGCCAUGAAGGUUGAGUUACUGCCUGCUCUGACUGACAACUACAUGUACCUGGUCAUUGAUGAGGACACCAAGGAGGCCGCCAUCGUGGACCCGGUGCAGCCCCAGAAGGUUAUAGAAACGGUGAAGAAGCACGGCGUGAAGCUGACCACACUGCUUACCACCCACCACCAUUGGGACCACGCUGGCGGGAAUGAGAAGCUCGUUAAGCUGGAGCCUGGGCUGAAAGUAUACGGGGGCGAUGACCGGAUUGGGGCCCUGACUCACAAGGUCACACACCUGUCCACUCUGCAGGUGGGGUCUCUCAACGUCAAGUGCCUGUCUACUCCGUGCCACACUUCUGGACACAUCUGCUACUUUGUGACCAAGCCCGGCAGUUCUGAGCCCCCUGCUGUGUUCACAGGGGACACCUUAUUUGUGGCUGGCUGUGGGAAGUUCUAUGAAGGGACUGCGGACGAGAUGUACAAAGCCCUGCUCGAGGUCCUGGGCCGGCUCCCUCCUGACACAAGAGUGUACUGUGGCCAUGAAUAUACCAUCAACAACCUCAAGUUCGCCCGCCAGGUGGAGCCCAGCAACACCGCCAUUCAGGAGAAACUGGCCUGGGCCAAGGAGAAGUACAACAGUGGGGAGCCCACAGUGCCGUCCACCAUUGCAGAGGAGUUCACUUACAACCCGUUCAUGAGAGUGAGGGAGAAGACCGUGCAGCAGCAUGCGGGGGAGACGGACCCGGUCACCACCAUGAGGGCCAUCCGCAAAGAGAAGGACAAUUUCAAGGUGCCCCGGGACUGAGGUGGCUGCGGGGCCUGGAGCCCCCAUGGCAGCUGCCUUCCAGCGCAUUUGGGUGUUCAGAUGUGUUAGGUAAACUUCCUGCUGGGAGUGCAGGGAAACUCAGUCUUGGUUUAAUUUUAAAUUAAUUUCAGAGCCCUUUGAUUGUAUUAUCAAAUGUUUUAAUGCAUAUUUAUAAGAGAAGAAUUUAGAAAGUGUUUA
Rhinolophus ferrumequinum (greater horseshoe bat) is the source of this 1328-nucleotide messenger RNA. RefSeq names its product hydroxyacylglutathione hydrolase (gene HAGH). The transcript is spliced from 10 exons. Gene Ontology annotation, cellular component: mitochondrion. Gene Ontology annotation, molecular function: hydroxyacylglutathione hydrolase activity. Gene Ontology annotation, biological process: glutathione metabolic process. The record is from RefSeq and is a predicted model, not a curated record. Lineage: Eukaryota; Metazoa; Chordata; Mammalia; Chiroptera; Rhinolophidae. Bases 348 to 1130 code for a protein of 260 amino acids.